AUGACUGGCCCGGGCGCGGCGGGCCCCGCGGGGGCGGCGGGAGGCCCGGCGGCCGCGGGGGUGGCGCUGUGCCGCCGGAAGGACGGAGGCCCGGCCGCCAAGUUCUGGGAGAGCCCCGACACCGUGUCCCAGCUGGACUCGGCGCGGGUCUGGCUGGGCAAGCACUACAAGAAGUACGUUCAAGCGGAUGCUCCCACCAAUAAGACGCUGGCCGGACUAGUGGUGCAGCUUCUCCAGUUCCAGGAAGAUGCUUUCGGGAAACACGUCACCAACCCUGCCUUCACCAAACUCCCCGCAAAGUGCUUCAUGGAUUUCAAGGCCGGGGGUACCUUAUGUCAUAUCCUCGGAGCCGCUUACAAGUUUAAAAACGAACAGGGCUGGCGAAGAUUUGACCUGCAGAACCCCUCCCGAAUGGAUCGGAACGUCGAGAUGUUCAUGAACAUCGAGAAGACACUAGUACAGAAUAAUUGUCUGAGCAGACCUACCAUCUACCUCAUUCCAGAUAUUGAGCUGAAGUUGGCAAAUAAACUGAAGGACAUUGUCAAACGACAUCAGGGAACCUUCACCGACGAGAAAUCAAAAGCCUCCCACCACAUUUAUCCUAAUCCUACCUCACCGGAUGACGAAGAGUGGUUGAGACCUGUGAUGAAAAAAGAUAAGCAGGUGCUGGUGCACUGGGGGUUCUACCCAGACAGCUAUGACACUUGGGUGCACGCUAGCGAUAUCGACGCAGAAAUCGAAGACCCCCCGAUCCCGGAAAAGCCGUGGAAGGUGCACGCCCGCUGGAUCUUGGACACCGAUAACUUCAACGAGUGGAUGAACGAAGAAGAUUACGAAGUGGAUGAGAACAAGAAGCCCGUCAGUUUUCGCCAGCGCAUUUCAACCAAGAACGAAGAGCCCGUCCGAAGUCCAGAGAGGAGAGACAGGAAAUCGACGGCGAGCACGAGGAAGAGAAAACACUCACCUUCUCCUCCGCCUCCCGCUCCGGCAGAAUCAAGGAAAAAGACCGGAAAGAAAGGGCAAGCCAGUCUGUAUGGGAAGCGGCGAGGUCAGAAAGAGGAAGAUGAACAAGAGGAUCUCACCAAGGACAUGGAGGACCCAACCCCGGUUCCCAACAUAGAAGAAGUGGUGCUUCCCAAAAACGUGAAUCCAAAGAAGGACAGUGAAAACACGCCGGUCAAAGGGGGAACAGUGGCCGAUCUAGAUGAACAGGAUGAAGAAACUUUGACCACCGGCGGGAAGGAAGACGAGGACCCCGGCAAAGGGGAUCAGAGCCGAUCCAUCGACCCGGGCGAAGAUAACGUGACGGAGCAGACGAACCACAUCAUCAUCCCCAGCUACGCCUCGUGGUUUGACUACAACUGUAUCCAUGUCAUAGAGCGCCGGGCUCUUCCAGAAUUCUUCAAUGGGAAAAACAAGUCCAAGACUCCAGAAAUAUACCUGGCCUAUCGCAACUUCAUGAUCGACACGUACCGCUUAAACCCUCAAGAGUACCUGACCAGUACCGCUUGCAGAAGGAACCUGACCGGGGACGUCUGCGCCGUGAUGAGGGUUCACGCCUUCCUGGAGCAGUGGGGGCUGGUGAAUUACCAAGUGGACCCGGAAAGCCGGCCCAUGGCCAUGGGCCCCCCGCCCACACCGCACUUCAACGUGUUGGCUGAUACGCCCUCGGGGCUUGUGCCUCUCCACCUCAGAACUCCUCAGGUCCCUGCUGCUCAGCAGAUGUUGAACUUUCCCGAGAAGAACAAAGAGAAGCCCACCGAUCUGCAGAACUUUGGCCUCCGCACGGAUAUUUACUCCAAGAAAACCUUAGCCAAGAGUAAAGGAGCCAGCGCCGGACGAGAGUGGACUGAACAGGAGACCCUGCUGCUAUUAGAGGCGCUGGAGAUGUACAAGGACGACUGGAACAAGGUGUCGGAGCACGUGGGGAGCCGCACCCAGGACGAGUGCAUCCUGCACUUCCUGCGCCUGCCCAUCGAGGACCCCUACCUGGAGAACUCGGACGCCUCCCUGGGCCCCCUGGCCUACCAGCCCGUGCCCUUCAGCCAGUCCGGGAACCCGGUCAUGAGCACCGUGGCCUUCCUGGCCUCCGUCGUCGACCCCCGCGUGGCCUCCGCCGCCGCCAAGGCGGCUCUAGAGGAGUUCUCUCGGGUCCGCGAGGAGGUGCCCCUGGAACUGGUCGAGGCCCACGUCCGGAAAGUGCAGGAGGCGGCCAGGGCGUCCGGGAAGGUGGACCCGACCUACGGCCUGGAGAGCAGCUGUAUCGCGGGCACCGGGCCCGACGAGCCCGAGAAGCUCGAGGGAGCCGAGGAAGAGAAGAUGGAAACCGAAACGGAUGGUCAGCAGCCGGAAAAGGUGGAAAACAAGGGAGAGAGUGAGGCAGAUGAAGGCGACAAAGCCCAGGAUGGCGAGACUGAGAAGAACAGUGAGAAGGAACAAGAUGGCGAAGCCAGCGAGGAUACUAAAUCAGAAGAGAAGGACGCCGAAGAGAGCAAGCAGAACGCCGACGCGUCUAAAGAGAGAGAGAGCGACGUUGGGAAAAAGAAGGUGGAACACGAAAUUUCCGAAGGCAACGUCGCCACGGCCGCCGCGGCUGCCCUCGCCUCCGCCGCCACCAAAGCUAAGCAUCUCGCCGCAGUCGAAGAGAGGAAGAUCAAAUCCCUGGUGGCCCUCCUGGUUGAGACUCAGAUGAAGAAGCUGGAGAUCAAACUUCGUCAUUUUGAGGAACUGGAAACGAUCAUGGACAGGGAGAAAGAAGCCCUGGAGCAGCAGAGGCAGCAGUUACUCACGGAGCGCCAGAACUUCCACAUGGAGCAGCUGAAGUACGCAGAGCUCAGGGCCCGCCAGCAAAUGGAACAGCAGCAGCACGGGCAGAGCGCUCCCCCAGCCCACCAGCACAUGAACCCGCUCGGGGGAGCGGCCGGCCAUCCGGGCAUGCUGCCCCACCAGCAGCCCCCGCCCUACCCCAUGAUGCACCACCCGAUGCCCCCUCCGCACCCGCCGCAGCCAGGUCAGAUGGCGGGCCCCGGCUCCAUGAUGCCCGGCCGCAUGAUGCCGGCCGUCGCGGCCACCAUCCACCCCUCCGGAGGGGGCCCCGCCCCGCCCGGCCUGCCGCCGAUGCCCGGAAACAUCAUCGGACCGCGGGCGCCCCUCGCCGCGCCCAACGGCAUGUAUCCCCCUCCGCCGCAGCCCCAGCCACCGCCGGCACCCCAGCAGCAGCAGCCGGCGCCGGCCGCCGACGGGGUCCCUCCGCCUCCGGCGGCCGCGCCCGCCGCCUCCUCGGCCGCCCCGUAGCGGGUCAAGCCGCGGGGAACCUCCGGGUCCGGUCCCCGGGGCCGCCGCCGUGGGGAUGAGACUCGUAUUCCUCGGUUUCCUUCUGUUUCCCUUCAGGGUUCUUCC
Molecule: messenger RNA, 3399 nt
Organism: Ornithorhynchus anatinus (platypus)
Lineage: Eukaryota; Metazoa; Chordata; Mammalia; Monotremata; Ornithorhynchidae
Gene: SMARCC1
Product: SWI/SNF related, matrix associated, actin dependent regulator of chromatin subfamily c member 1
Exons: 29
Coding region: 1-3294 (1097 amino acids)
Biological process (GO): positive regulation of DNA-templated transcription
Cellular component (GO): npBAF complex; nBAF complex; SWI/SNF complex
Molecular function (GO): nucleosomal DNA binding; histone binding
Source: RefSeq, a predicted model, not a curated record